Messenger RNA from Myzus persicae (green peach aphid), 1824 nucleotides. RefSeq names its product zinc finger protein 652-A-like. Gene Ontology annotation, cellular component: chromosome; nucleus. The record is from RefSeq and is a predicted model, not a curated record. The transcript is spliced from 4 exons. Gene Ontology annotation, molecular function: zinc ion binding; chromatin insulator sequence binding. Gene Ontology annotation, biological process: regulation of transcription by RNA polymerase II. Lineage: Eukaryota; Metazoa; Arthropoda; Insecta; Hemiptera; Aphididae. The coding region runs from base 112 to 1464 and encodes 450 amino acids.
UAUGAUUUGUGAUUGUCCCGGUAAUUUUUUUAAUUUAAAAUACUGUUAUUCUUCUUUUCUUCUAUAAUUUUUAUUUUAUUACCGUCUACAGUUUCUUAAUAAUUUCUUAAUAUGGAAGAACGCGAAGAUGUUGUAGAUAAAAUGAAAGAAAAAUUGGAUGACUGCCGUUUGUGUUUCAGCUCUACCAAUGUUACAGUACACAUAGGGCAGCAUGUUGACAAAAAUACAUCAAUUGUUGAAAAAAUACAAUACUGUACUUCACUAAUCGUGAAAGUAGGUGAUAAUUUUCCUCAAAAUAUUUGUACAACUUGUGCUGAAAACCUAGAAUUUAUCUAUAACUUUAAAAGUAAAGCAAUAGCAUGUGAUCUUGAAUUAUCAAGGAACGUGCACAAGGACAUACAUUUUACUUAUAUUCAAGUUUCAGAUGAUCCAUUAAAUAUUACAUACAAGUUAGACUUGGAAGAACAAGAUUCUUCAGCUGAUUUAUUUGAUAGUUGCUUAUAUAACAUAGUUGACGGUGAUGAACUAACAAUUGAACCUGUCAAUGUUACAAUUGAUAAAAAUAGCAAAACCACUGUGCACAUUGACGAUAAUGCAAGUACAGUAAAAAAAAUAAUGAAUGAUGACAAAAAAAAGGCAGAUGUUAUUGCAAACAAAUCAAAUGGGAAUUUAAACAGUCAUCAAGGUUCAAAAACUAGUAAUAAAAAGAAAAGUACAUCAGUUGAUUUAAAACGAAAUUCAGAUAAAUCGUUGAUUGACAAGGAAAAAUGUAAAUCAAAAAAAAUCAAAAAUGAAAAUGAAAUGGAUAAUGAAAAGCCAUUAGUUAUUGUUAAAAAUGGUAAAGUUGUAUAUAUUUGUGGUGAAUGUAAUUUUGAAGCAGAAUCAAUGAUGUUCCUAGUUAGUCAUCGAGCUCGCUUUCAUUUAGACAUGGGUAGUUUCAAGUGUUCAGAGUGCCUAACUUAUUACAAAACUUCAGGGUUGCUUAAGAGACACACUUCAAUGCAUCAUAAUGUUACCCAUAUUUGUAAAUAUUGUGAGAAAAGAUUUUCAAACAAACUAAGUCUUGAUCGUCAUGCCAAUUGCCAUCAUAAUGAAACUCCAUUAGAGUUUCAAUGUGUCACAUGCAAUGCUUAUUUUGAUACCAUGGACAAAAUGGAAGACCAUUUGGUUGUACAUUAUACAAGUCCUUCGAGUACAUUUAGCUGUAAUCAUUGUGAUCGUAUGUUCACAACGUACGCAGCAAAAAACAAACAUAUUGAUGUUGAGCACAUGAUUGAAAUUGAGUGUGGCAUUUGCCAUGUUGUUUUACCGACUAAAGAAGCUAUGGAUAAACAUAAUAAUUCUGUACACCAACCUAAAAAAAAGGAAAACAAAAUGUAUGAGUGCACUACGUGUGGAAAAUAUUUUUCUGGUAUCAAAGAAGUUUUAAGUCAUCGAGAAACUCAUUUAUCCAAAAAUGUAUAGUUAGAGCUUUUGUAUAGUUUUUUUUUUAAUAUGCCAUGACUGAAUUUAUAUUUAUUUUACAUUUCUUUCUUUAUUUUCUAUAUUCAUUUUGAAUUUUAAUAUUAUUUUAGUUACUGACUGCCUUUCAAUCAGUAUAAAAUGUAUUCAUUAGUGUUUAUUACAAAUGUGAGCAUUAUAUUAGAUAUCUUUGUUUUAUAAUAUUAUUUUAACUAUUAUUUUAACUAUCAAAGCCGAAUAAAGGUUUUAAUGGCAAUUCAUAGUUAAAACCUAGGUAACAUUAAUUUUAAAAAUAUUAUUACAGAUGUGUUAAAUAAAUUGUAUGCAAUAAAAUUUACCAAUAAGGUAAAGUAAAAAAAAUAU